AUGAGACAGGGGGUGGAGGAUGCUUGCGGAGCGGACCGGGAGCGGUGGCCGCAACGCGGACCUCCAACUUCGAAAGCCAAUGCUGGCGAUCGUACCAAACAAGAAAAAACAGGCGACACGUCGUGGGACUGGCGGCAAAGGCAGGAGAGGCGGCCGCCAACGGCGGCACAACAGAGGCGGAGACGGCCGCUCGCGCGGCAACGAUGACGCAGGGGCCGCGAGACGGCGGCGCCGCUGCUGCCCAGCGCGAGGGUGUCUGCGGCGGCGGACGGCAGCGCCCCUCGGCGCGCCGCUGCCGCCGCCGGACGGGCCCCCCCCGCGCCGCAGGGCCGC
This is a messenger RNA of Prorocentrum cordatum, 333 nucleotides long. The record is from the annotation of a GenBank genome assembly. NCBI's taxonomy places the organism in Eukaryota, Dinophyceae, Prorocentrales, Prorocentraceae.